Molecule: messenger RNA, 2309 nt
Organism: Erinaceus europaeus (western European hedgehog)
Lineage: Eukaryota; Metazoa; Chordata; Mammalia; Eulipotyphla; Erinaceidae
Gene: SCARB2
Product: scavenger receptor class B member 2
Exons: 12
Coding region: 383-1819 (478 amino acids)
Biological process (GO): protein targeting to lysosome; receptor-mediated endocytosis
Cellular component (GO): lysosome; cytoplasm; membrane
Molecular function (GO): scavenger receptor activity
Source: RefSeq, a predicted model, not a curated record
CGCGGAGCAGCAGGAGCCGGGAGUGCAGGGCCAUCCGGCAGGCAGGGGCGGAAUCGGCGGACGCCGCGGGGCCCAGGACCCCGGCCGAUCUCGCCCCGCCCGCUCCCCGCCCGGCAGCUGGCAGUCUCACCCGGGAUUGUGGCUAGCCUCACCGCCCCGCGCUCCCCUCCGCUAUUAGCUGCGGCCCCUGCAGGGAAAGCGAAACAAAAGCCGGCUGUCCGGGCCCCGCCUCUGCCCGUGUUGCAGCCCAGGCGCACUUGCCAGCCGCUGAGCCGGGAGCUGCCUGAACACUCCGAGCCUCAGGGUCCUGCACAACGGAGUCUUGUUGCUGCUGGUGCUGGGUAGCUCGCCUGCACCGCCCGGCCUGGGAGCCGUCUGAGGCAUGGGGAGGUGCUGCUACUACGUAGUGGGGACCCUGUCCCUGCUCCUGCUGGUCACUAGCGUCACGCUGCUGGUGGCCCGAGUCUUCCAGAAGGCCGUGGACCAGACGAUAGAGAAGGAUAUUGUGUUAAAGAAUGGUACUGAGACCUUUGACUCCUGGAUGAAGCCCCCCCUGCCUGUGUAUUCCCAGUUCUAUUUCUUCAAUGUCACCAACCCAGAGGAGAUCCUCAAAGGGGAGAUCCCUCGGUUAGAAGAAGUGGGACCAUACACCUACAGGGAACUCAGAAACAAAGGAGAUAUUCAGUUUGGAGGCAAUGGAACAACAAUAACUGCUGUUAGCAAUAAGGCCUAUGUUUUGGAACGAAAUCUAUCAGUUGGAGACCCUAAUGUUGACUUAAUUAGAACACUAAAUAUUCCUGCUGUGACUGCUAUGGAAUGGUCCCAAGUCCACAUCCUCUGGGAGAUCAUUGAGGCGCUAUUGAAGGCCUAUCAGCAGAAGCUGUUUGUGACACAUACUGUCCAUGAGUUGCUCUGGGGCUACAAGGAUGAGAUCUUGACCUUCAUCAAUAUCUUCAAGCCUGAUAUAGCUCCCUAUUUUGGCCUGUUCUAUGGGAGAAAUGGGACAAAUGAUGGAGACUAUGUUUUUCUAACUGGUGAAGACAAUUAUCUUGACUUUACAAGGAUUAUACAAUGGAAUGGAAAAACGUCACUAGACUGGUGGGCAACAGAGGAGUGCAACAUGAUUAAUGGAACAGAUGGAGAUUCUUUUCAUCCACUAGUAACCAAAGACGAAGUCCUUUAUGUCUUCCCAUCUGACUUUUGCAGGUCAUUGUACUUAACAUUCAGUAGUUUUGAAAGUGUACAAGGACUGCCUGCCUUACGAUUUAAGGUACCUGCAGAAAUAUUAGCUAAUACCUCUGACAACGCUGGCUUCUGUAUACCUAAAGGAAACUGCCUAGGCACAGGAGUUUUGAAUAUCAGUGUCUGCAAGAAUGGUGCUCCUAUUAUUCUAUCUUUCCCACACUUCUACCAAGCAGAUGAGAAGUUUAUUUCUGCCAUAGAAGGCAUGCAUCCAAAUAAGGAAUAUCAUGAGACAUUUGUGGACAUUAAUCCAUUGACUGGAAUUAUACUAAGAGGAGCCAAGAGGAUUCAGAUCAAUGUUUAUGUCAAAAAGUUAGACGACUUUACUGAAACAGGAAACAUUAGAGAAAUGGUUUUUCCAGUGAUGCAUGUCAAUGAGAGUGUUCUCAUUGAUGCAGAGACUGCAAGUCGACUGAAGUCUGUGAUUAAUACCACUCUCAUCAUCACCAACAUACCCUACAUUGUUAUGGCACUGGGUGUAUUCUUUGGUUUGGUCUUCACCUGGCUUGCAUGCAAGGGACAGGCAUCCAUGGAUGAGGGGACAGCAGAUGAAAGAGCACCUCUGAUACGAACCUAAUUGUGGCCUAAGCUUGGUAAAGGAACUGCGUGAGCUGUCCUGCCCUGGACCACAGUGUGGAGAAACCAUGUGUCCUCACAGGCUUGUUGCCUGAUAUCAAAAGAAGAGAGACCAGUGAUGGCGAGUGAUGAGAUAGCAACAUGGCCAGAGGUUAGAAGAUCAGACUGACAUGGUUGGUCCUUAGCCCUUAUCAAAUCCCAUGACCCCUGACAAAUAGUUUGUUUUUUUUUUCAUGUGUCUAGCAUAUAUUUAAUAAUAAAAUCCUGUAAUUUUUGUGUGUGUGUGUGUGUUGGGUACUGGAAGCUCCAGAAUUUUGUGAUCACUGUUGUAGUUAUAAUGGCUCUGUAUCACUUGCUAAUGUAACUUAUUCUGUAUGUUUCAUUCACCAAACUUAGUGUGACAAAUAUAUUCGUAAUAUUUUAUGUUGCAUGCCUCCACCCAUUUCACCCCCUAAGCAUAAGUAAACAAGAGUUCAGAACCCAGGGUAAAA